ACUAAAUAGUAGGGUUCUUAGAUUCAGCCAGGGAUUUUUUUUAAAAAGGUUUAUAGUGUUUUUUCUCCUCUUUGUAAACCCUAAAGUUUAUAGUAUUUGGCGAUUUGGUUUCUCUGUUAAUAAAAAUGGGAAGAGGAAAAUUCAAGGCAAAGCCCACCGGUCAACGCCACUUCUCUACUCCUGAAGAGAUGCUUGCGGGUACCUCAUCUCGUCCUCGCACUUUUAAGCGGCAAGAAGCUGCAUACAAAGAGGAAGAAGAAUCCGAGGAGGAAUCUGGACAGGAGUCUGGAGAAGAAUCCGAAGAUGAAACUGAACAAAAGCGCAAGGGAACUCAAGGUGUUAUUGAGGUCAACAAUCCGAAUUUGGUGAAGCCAAAGAACUUGAAAGCUAGAGAUCUCGAUGCUGGUAAAACUACCGAACUGUCAAGGCGUGAAAGGGAGGAACUAGAAAAGCAGAGGGCCCAUGAACGAUACAUGAGGCUGCAAGAGCAAGGGAAAACAGAACAAGCAAGAAAAGAUUUGGAACGCCUAGCUCUUAUUCGUCAACAGAGAGAAGAAGCUGCUAAAAAACGAGAAGAAGAAAAAGCUGCGAGGGAGCAGAAGAAGGUUGAAGCUCGAAAAUGACAUUCCUUCAUACAAAGCUUCAUAUACAUCAAAUGUUUUCCUUCAAUAGAAGACUAUAUGUGUGUUUUUCUACAAUUUAGCAAAAUAGAUUGUUUAAAUUCAAAGUUUUUUUUUUGUUAAUUUAUUUUUCGUUAAAAAGUGAUGGUUACAGCUCUUAACACUGUUUUUCUUCCUAUUCGGUGGCACAUAAUUGAUAAUUUAUGUUUGCGUUUUUUUUGAAUUAAAGUGAUUUAUUUUA
Molecule: messenger RNA, 861 nt
Organism: Gossypium raimondii (Peruvian cotton)
Lineage: Eukaryota; Viridiplantae; Streptophyta; Magnoliopsida; Malvales; Malvaceae
Exons: 8
Coding region: 126-623 (165 amino acids)
Cellular component (GO): cytosol
Molecular function (GO): RNA binding
Source: RefSeq, a predicted model, not a curated record